Molecule: messenger RNA, 1056 nt
Organism: Larimichthys crocea (large yellow croaker)
Lineage: Eukaryota; Metazoa; Chordata; Actinopteri; Sciaenidae
Product: inositol monophosphatase 1
Exons: 9
Coding region: 103-975 (290 amino acids)
Biological process (GO): signal transduction; inositol metabolic process; phosphatidylinositol phosphate biosynthetic process
Molecular function (GO): inositol monophosphate 1-phosphatase activity
Source: RefSeq, a predicted model, not a curated record
GAACUCUCAUUGGCUGCUUAUUGAAUAAAAUGAGAGAAAAAUUCAGAAAGUUCUUCAGAAAUUCUCAAACCUCAGGAAGUGUCACUCAUCGUCAUCAUCAUCAUGGCUGACUGGACCGACUGUCUGAACUUCGGCAUCUCUGUUGCUAAACAAGCCAGUGAGAUUGUUCUGUCAGCGUUUCAGCAGCAGAAAGAAGUGAAGCUGAAAAGUUCUCCAGCUGAUUUGGUGACAGAAACGGAUCAAAGAGUUGAGAAGAUCCUCAUCUCUGCCAUCCGGAAUAAAUACCCAGAACACAGGUUCAUUGGGGAGGAGUCUGUAGCAGCAGGUGAGUGUCUGGAGCUGACUGACUGUCCAACCUGGAUCAUUGACCCCAUUGAUGGGACAGUUAACUUUGUACACAGGUUUCCGUUUGUGGCUAUCUCCAUCGCCUUCACUGUCAACAAGCAGACGGAGUUUGGGAUUGUGUACAGCUGUGUGGAGGACAAACUGUACCACGCUCAGAGAGGAAGAGGAGCAUACCUGAACGGACAGCCGCUGCAUGCCUCUGGGCAGGAAGAUGUUAGCAAGUGUGUGGUAGUGACGGAGAUAGGGGCGGAGCGUGAUGACCUCGCUCUAUCCACCAUGACCUCCAACAUCUUUAGGCUGCUGAAACUACCUGUACAUGGUGUCCGUGCAUUGGGGACAGCAGCAGUUGACAUGUGUCAGGUGGCGACUGGUGGAGCCGAUGCCUACUAUCACAUCGGGAUGCAUUGUUGGGAUAUUGCUGCCUCUGCAAUCAUCGUCCAAGAAGCUGGAGGUGUCAUCAUGGAUACAGAUGGUUCAGAGUUUGACAUGAUGUCCAGAAGAGUCAUUGCCGCCAGCUCCUCCUCUGUGGCCUUGUGUAUCGCUCAGGUCAUCCAGGUGUUUCCCUGUCGCCGUGAUGAUGAAAACUCCAGCAGGUGUGUCUGUGGAGUGACAGGUGUGAACAGAGUGUAGUGACAAGAGAUGUGACAGAGGUGUGUCAGAGAAUCAUGUCAUAAUCCUGAUUUUUAAAAUAAAGCCUGAAACCUCUCCUGA